This is a messenger RNA of Erythranthe guttata (spotted monkey flower), 612 nucleotides long. The record is from RefSeq and is a predicted model, not a curated record. Lineage: Eukaryota; Viridiplantae; Streptophyta; Magnoliopsida; Lamiales; Phrymaceae.
AUGACCAUAGAUGAGUGCACUGAGAGUACAAAGGAGUGUGUUGGAUCUGUGUCGGCGAUAAUUUUGGAGAUCAAGUCGGCAGCUAAUUGGUGGUAUUCUUCGUGUAAAAAUUAUAACAGGAAGGCCGAGCCCAUCUCAAAGAAGUAUUGUUGCGAAAGGUGUGACGACUUUGUUCUUGCUAUACCAAGAGUUCAGGUUACUGUCAUUGAUAGUACUGGAUCGACGUCUUUUGUACUGUUUGUUCGUAUUGUCGCACAAUGGAUAGGAAAAAGUGCUUCAAAGCUUGUGGAUGCAUCUUACAAGGAAAACCAUAGUAUUGGUUACGUUCAGAGUUCAGGACAAAGUGCUUCAAAGCUCCUGGAUGCAUCUUACAAGGAAAAUCAUAGUAUUGGUCACCCUUCUGAAAUCAAUCGUAUGAUUGGGAAAGAAUCAUGUUACGAAGAAGAUGAGACAAUAUCCGCAGAAAAUAAUUCUCAAGAAGUUGAUGAUAAUAUAAAGUCACCCAAGAAAAGAGUAUUUGUUGAUGUUGAUACCAGUAGUUUGCCUGAUGAUGUGGCUACAAAGGCGUCGAGCAAUAAACCAUUGAAGAAGGUCAAAGUUGAAAAGGAUUGA